AGCGAGCCCGGAGUCGGGAGCCGGCGGCGGCGCUGCGGCCCGGAGGGAGCAGGCGAGAGCUGUGCGGCCGGGGGAUCCCCGGGCCAGCCCAGCCGGCUGUGCCGCGGCCACCUUCUGGCCGACACUCGGGCCCCUGCAGGCGGCGUCGCAGAUUUCUGCUUGGCUGAUUAACCAAAGGCGGGAAGGGCUGAUCUGUCAACAUUCUGAGAGCUGCCCUCUGCAAGACCCCCAUAACAGACCCCAGGCCCAAGUCUACCGUACUACUGUACGCUCACCCCACCCCAGGCAUUACUCUGGGGUCUGCCUGAGGCCAGCAAGUGUGAAGAUGACCAGCGCCUUCUUAGCAUGACGACCUUGGACCAUGUGAUCGCUACCCACCAGUCAGAGUGGGUCUCCUUCAAUGAGGAGCCACUCUUUCCUGUCUCUUCUGAGGGGGCCACUGAAGAGCACCUUCCAGGACUGUCUUCCUCAGAUCAGUCCGAGAGCUCCUCUGGGGAGAACCACGUGGUGGAUGGAGGCUCUCAGGACUCCUCUGAGAAGAUGGGCCUCAUCUCUGAAGCAGCCUCCCCUCCUGGGAGUCCUGAGCAGCCCGCGCCAGACCUGGCCUCCGCCAUCAGCAACUGGGUUCAAUUUGAAGAUGACACACCCUGGGCCAGCACGUCACCACCUCAUAAAGAAACAGCCCUACCUUUGACUAUGCCCUGCUGGAUGUGCCCUUCCUUCAACUCCUUGGGGAGAUGCCCUCUGACCUCCGAGAGCAGCUGGACCACACAUUCUGAAGACACCAGUAGUCCCAGUUUUGGCCCCUCAUACACGGACCUGCAGCUCAUCCAUGCUGAGGAGCAGAUGAGUGGCAGGGCUUCUGGGGCUGACUCGACUGACAAUUCUUCCUCACUCCAGGAAGAUGAAGAGGUAGAGAUGGAGGCCAUCAACUGGGAGGCCAGCAGUCCAGCCAUGAACGGACACCCUGCCACUCCAGUGACCUCUGCUCGUUUCCCCAGCUGGGUCACAUUUGAUGACAAUGAAGUCAGCUGCCCUUUGCCACCAAUCGCCUCUCCUCUGAAGCCGAGUACACCACCCAUUGCAUCUGUGACCCCAGAUGCACCUUAUAAUUCAACUGGGUCAUUUAAGAAGAGGGAACGUCCCAAGAGCACUCUGAUGAACCUCUCCAAAGUUCAGAAGCUGGACAUUUCCUCCUUAAACCACCCGCCUUCCAGAAGCGAGGCUCCACCUUGGAGGGCAACUAAUCCUUUUCUCAAUGAGACUCUACAGGAUGUGCAGCCCUCACCUAUCAACCCUUUCAGCGCUUUCUUUGAAGAGCAGGAGAGGCGCUCCCAAAACAGUUCCAUUUCCGGUAUCACAGGCAAAAGCCAAAGAGAUUCCCUCGUUGUUGUCUACCAGGAUGCCAUCAGUUUUGAUGAUUCAAGCAAAAACCAGUCACACUCUGAUGCCGUUGAAAAACUCAAAAAACUCCAAAUUGAUGAUCCUGAUCGCUUAGGCAAUGCAACACUACCUGAUGAUGACCCAAUAGCCUGGAUUGAGCUAGAUGACCACCUGCCUGGUUCAGCACUGUCCCAGCCCAGAGAUGGAUGGCCAAUGAUGCUGAGGAUCCCUGAGAAGAAAAACAUCAUGUCCUCCAGGCACUGGGGACCCAUAUACAUCAAACUGACAGACAGUGGUUACCUGCAGCUGUAUUAUGAGCAAGGCCUAGAAAAACCAUUCCGCGAGUUCAAGCUGGAGAUCUGCCAUGAGAUUUCAGAACCCCGGCUCCAAAACUAUGAUGAGAAUGGCAGGAUCCACAGCUUGCGGAUAGACCGUGUCACGUACAAGGAGAAGAAGAAAUACCAGCCUAAACCUGCUGUGGCCCACAUAGCAGAGAGGGAACAAGUGAUUAAGCUGGGCACCACCAAUUACGAUGACUUCCUGAGUUUCAUCCGUGCAGUUCAGGACCAUCUCAUGGAUCUGCCAGUGUUGUCAAUGGACUUGAGCACAGUUGGCUUGAACUACCUUGAAGAGGAGAUUACAGUGGAUGUCAGAGAUGAAUUCUCUGCCAUUGUGAGCAAAGGAGACAAUCAGAUUCUCCAGCACCAUGUCUUGACACGGAUCCACAUUCUGAGUUUCCUCUCUGGGCUUGCUGAGUGCCGCUUGGGCCUCAAUGAUGUCCUUGUCAAAGGGAAUGAAAUAGUUUCCCGGCAAGACAUCAUGCCUACCACCACCGCAAAGUGGAUCAAGCUCCAUGAGUGCCAUUUUCAUGGGUGUGUGGAUGAGGAUGUAUUCAACAGCUCACGGAUUAUUCUGUUCAACCCUUUGGACGCAUGCCGAUUCGAGCUAAUGCGGUUCAGGACAGUGUUUGCUGAGAAGACCUUGCCUUUCACACUCAGGACGGCAGCAAGCAUCAAUGGGGCAGAGGUGGAGGUGCAGAGCUGGCUUAGGAUGUCAACCGGCUUCUCCUCUAACCGUGACCCUCUCACUCAGGUUCCCUGUGAGAAUGUGAUGGUUCGUUAUCCUGUGCCCAGUGAGUGGGUGAAAAACUUCCGCAGGGAAAGUGUCCUAGGGGAAAAGUCCUUGAAAGCCAAAGUGAACCGGGGGGCAAGUUUUGGCUCAACUAGUGUAUCUGGCUCUGAGCCUGUCAUGAGAGUAACUCUGGGAACUGCCAAGUAUGAGCAUGCCUUCAACUCCAUUGUGUGGAGGAUAAACCGACUGCCUGACAAAAACUCAGCUUCUGGUCAUCCACACUGUUUCUUCUGCCACCUUGAACUUGGCUCUGACCGGGAAGUGCCUUCCAGAUUUGCCAAUCACGUGAAUGUCGAGUUCAGCAUGCCCACAACUUCUGCCUCCAAAGCUGCUGUACGAUCCAUCUCUGUGGAAGACAAGACCGAUGUCAGGAAGUGGGUCAAUUAUUCCGCACACUACAGCUACAAGGUGGAAAUUGAGCAAAAAAAGAGUUUGAAGCCAGACUUUGAAGGAGAUGAAAUGGAAAAUCCCAAGGAGUGUGGGGUCCAGUGACGAAGCCCUACUGCAGGGGGCCCUGACCCCAGAAUCGUGAGAGGAUGUCUUUCUGAACAGCGGAAGCUCACGUCAGUGCCUACCAUGGCUACUCCGUGUUGGGAGCAGUGUGUUAGGCCUUCCUGUUUGUAGUUCCCUGUAUUUUAACAGGAAACCCUGAGGUGGUUGCUUUGGAGGCACUCCGAUCAUGCCCGAAGCACCUGGUUCACCUGACUUUUGGAGCUCAUUGGAUAAUUAAGCCUUCUCUGCACUCUGCUUAUCUGACAGCACUUGCCUGUGGUUUGUUGUGACCGUCAGAGUCAGGAAAAGAACCUCCCACAUGAGUGUUGGCACAAUUUCCUGCUGAUGUUAUCUGUCACUUACAUGAUUUUCUGGAAAACACAGUCUUGAGAAGUUAAUUAAGUAAGAAUCCAUCUCUGCCACUCCUUCUAGAGAAGGUACAGAGUUCCUCUUUGGGUCCACUAGGCCUUUUGUAGGUGUCUCCAUUCUUUAAACAUUAACACUAUGCAACAGAAGUUUUCAACUUCUUCCGGUUCUAGAUUGUUUUGAUUGAAACACUUUUUCCGUCUCUCUAAGGUUUCAGCCUCAGGGUUCGCCACCCUGAACCACAAUAGACAAGGGAAAAAAGGCACAGUAGGAUACUUUGGAUUCUGCAUUAGCCCCACUGUAUGCAAAGGGUGACUGUUGAAGGGAAAGCAAAGUUGAGCUUAUUUUUCUUCAUUCUGGGAAAAGGGACCUUAACUGUGAGAUUAUAUUCAAUUCAGGAGACAGCUUCAGUCUUAGUGAAUUCCCAAAUUCACACUGAAAAAUAUUGGCCAUUUCUGAUUCAUGAAACAAACUGAUUAUAUAUAUAUAUAUAUUAUACCUCAGGCAUUUGCCAGGGGCAUUUGGAAGCUCUUUUUAUACCUCCUAGUCAAUAGACAGUUGCAUGUCUCUCUAACUUAAACUUUACAAGAAAUAUAAGCUGAAAAGAUCAUUUUAAAAGCUGUUCCAAAACUAAACUUGUAUGAGCUUUUCCCCAAAAUUCAGAGUUUGGUAAUCAUAGUUUUAUAAUAGAUCUAAAAGACAGAUGAUUCUGGGGUAGGGAUGGGAGAAAGCCAUAUUUUUCUAAUAUUGGGAACACUGACUCCUGAUACCAGGGGUCUGGGACACUCAACCUUCUUUCCCUUCAUCGUUCCUGCUCACAUUCUGUACCUCUGCUUCUUAUUUGUACUUUGGUGUUUUUUGCUUUUUUUCUUUUUUUUACCAUACAAGGAGCUACAUUGGCUGUUCCAAAGGGGAUACCUGCUCAGCAAUUUAAAGGCAGCUUCUAUUUGCCUUUCUAUUUCUCCCAUGAAGAACAGACUAAGGGGACAGAAAGCAAGCUUAUCAGAUUUAUAAAUUACACACAAACAGACAG
This is a messenger RNA of Equus caballus (horse), 4405 nucleotides long. RefSeq names its product stonin 2 (gene STON2). Gene Ontology annotation, molecular function: clathrin-cargo adaptor activity. Gene Ontology annotation, biological process: regulation of endocytosis; synaptic vesicle endocytosis. NCBI's taxonomy places the organism in Eukaryota, Metazoa, Chordata, Mammalia, Perissodactyla, Equidae. Gene Ontology annotation, cellular component: synaptic vesicle; clathrin-coated vesicle. The record is from RefSeq and is a predicted model, not a curated record.